AUGGAGUCUUUUGUAGUAACUUUAGUUCUAGUGGUGGUGUUUGUAACGCAAGGAAGUUUUUGUUUGGCCUCUGAUUCUUCUUCUUCUCCAAAUUUUCUUUGUCAUUUGUUUGGUUGCCCUUGGAAGAAGCCACCUUUUAAAUGGCGACCAUCUCCGGAAUAUCCAUAUUCGCCGCCACCGGAAAAGUACCCACCUCCGCCGGAGAAGUAUCCACCUCCGCCGACCGAAACGUAUCCUCCGCCAACCAAAACGUACCCUCCUCCGGUGGAAUAUUCACCGCCGCCGCGCAAGACUUACCCUCCUCCGCCCGUGGAGUAUCCGCCGCCGGUGGAAUGUCCUCCGGUGAAGUAUCCGCCGCCGCCGCGCAAGACUUACCCACCUCCGCCGCGCAAGAUUUACCCUCCUCCGCCGGUGGAGUAUCCACCACCGCCGUACGAGACUUACCCUCCUCCGCCGGUGGAGUAUCCACCACCGCCGUACAAGACUUACCCUCCGCCGCAAAAGACUUACCCUCCACCGGUAGAGUAUUAUCCAUCGCCUCCGACCAAGAAAUAUCCUCCGCCGGUAGAGUAUUAUCCAUCGCCUCCGACCAAGAAAUAUCCUCCGCCGGUAGCGUAUUAUCCGUCGCCUCCGAUCAAGAAGUAUCCACCACCGUCACAAUACCUAACACCCCCACCUUACGGUGGAUAUACUCCGGCUGCACCAUAG
Molecule: messenger RNA, 708 nt
Organism: Arabis nemorensis
Lineage: Eukaryota; Viridiplantae; Streptophyta; Magnoliopsida; Brassicales; Brassicaceae
Source: the annotation of a GenBank genome assembly